AUGAAGUCUCCACUUCUCCACGAACCGUGUUACAAUCUGGUCUAUCUUGAGCUGGCGGCUUGUCGGCUGACCGCUCUCCCCGAGGAAGGACUAGCGAAACUCGCACCUAAUCUUCGGGUGCUGAACCUGAACUACAACUUUUUAGAGGACGUGAAAGCCUUGGAAGGGCUGAGUAGACUGCAAAAGUUGACGAUUAUUGGGUCAAGGUUGAAGAGUACCAAGCCACUGAUCCGCCUCCUCCAGCAUACACCUGAUGUGGAGAUGCUAGAUUUCCGGAUGAAUCCGUGUACUUUGGGUUGGUACCUGCCAUUAUUGGUGAAGGACCUGCCCGGGGCCUUGCAGCCGUCGGAAACCACCACGACUGGGACAACGAAUGGCAGUGGCGGUGGGCCUGGUUCUAGGGGCAAGGGGCCGUCGUCGUUGUCGCCGGGCAAGAAAGGAUCAGCGACGGCAACAUCGAACACAAGUUCAAGCUCGCAGGUGUGGCAAGAAUUAGACUCGAAAUUCCGACGCGAUUUGCCCGACGAGGCGUACGGGGGUCGACUUGCGUAUCGGGGUCUGAUUAUGCGGGCCUGCCCGAAGAUUCGGCUGCUGGAUGGUAUCACCAUCAGCGAGAAGGAGCGGGUCAAGGCGCAGCAACUGUUGCAGGGUAUCCUGGGGCGCGAUCGAGGAAUUGCUGCCCGUGCCCCAGUUGCAAAGUCCCUCAUGCCAACAGACCAUUUGCCGCCGCAAGACAGGGACCAGCUGAACAGCUACAACGUUGCUCAGCUCCAGUUCGCACUCAACUCAAAUCCAAAGUGCGACCAGGACACUAUCCAGUACCUCCAAGAUCUUUCCCCCUCCGCUUCUCCAAACGUUAUUCCGGUAGAGCCAGACCUGGACUACGACUCACGACGCAUGUCGAGCUCGGCUACAUCCACCGCCGACACAGACAGUAGCAUUGUCUCGCGCGCAGAAAAACGCGCCCCGACGCCCUCAGACUCGCCGCUGCCAAAAAAACAGCGCACGAAUAACCUCGAUCAAAACAAUUGGGAAGACUCGUCUUCAGCCCAUGCUGCGCCCCAGGAAAAUGCUGCCAACCUCGAUGCUGGCAUCGACCACACAAAAGUGCAGCUGCCAUCCAUCACCGCAUUUGAGGAGAACUACCCGCGCCGCGCCUCGCUCCCCAUGAUUCACUCGGAAAGUCGCGUGCGGCACCAACCAUAUCCGCCAACCUCACUAAGACACGCCUACAAUGCCAAUUCCCAGUCAAAUCUAUCCAGCUACACCUUCCCCGCACCUGCAGAUGAUGCCUCAAAGCCCAACUACGACGACCCCAAACCAAAUUCACGCCCCAGGCUCUCCACUGACUUGGGUUUUGGUUCUGGCGGCAUCCCUCAGCCCAAUUCUUACGACUCGCCGUACUCACAGUCAGGGUUGUCCAAUGGCACAACCCCAAGCUCCACCUUCUCCUCAUCCGCGUUUACUUCUCCCAUGGGCUCGGAAUUCCCCCGAUCUUCAGGGCUCUCCCCAUACCCAGACUCUGACAACUGGAACGCGUCUCCCUCAGGCAUCGUGCGCCCAAGUUCAACUCCGGGCCAAAUGUCGACCCCUCCCGUGAAAUACGAUGAUGGGUUACGCCAUGCUUCCUUUAGUGGGGCACCCAUGUCCCAGGCACAAAUGUUUCCAGGCCCGGGACGUAUUUCGGGACAACAUGAUCGAAGGCCUAUGCCGCAGAGCGGAAUAAAGAGCGAGUGGCAAUAUCCCAAUCAGGAUUUUGUCCUGCCCCCUGCAAAUUCCCACUUUUCUCCCUCUAUGGCUCCCGCCCCUCCUCCCAUCGCCAACGCCACCUCUCCCGCUCCGCGGCAGCUGCCCAAAGAGACGACCGACUACCUCAAGGCUUGGCUGCACCGACACUCUGAUCAUCCUUACCCCAGUGAGGAGGAGAAAAAGCAGCUCUGCCACGCGACUGGUUUGAGUAUGAGCCAGGUUUCCAACUGGAUGAUCAAUGCUCGUCGUCGCAUCCUCGCGCCCGCGCACAGGGCAGCAUCUGGUCCGACUACCACGGCGCCCUUUCCCCCUGCUGGUCGCAGCGCGUCGCUGAACGGGCUCAUUGACCCCAUUGGCAGGCGGGCAUCGAUGCCUGCUGAAGGCCUCCAGCUCUACCAUCCCAUGACCCUCCAAUCGGUCCACGGUGCCGGAGGGAACCAUCCCUCGGACUAUCGUAUGCUCGGGCUAUCUCGCUCAGGGCAUCACCAUCCGAGUGCCGGCGGCGGUCCGACCAACAGUCAUCUCGACUUCAACAGCAACCGCCCCCUCAACCUCUACGUCUCUCCAUCCCAAUCCGGCCACCACCACAGCAACUACGACGUCCCUCUCUCCGCUCCUCCAACCAUGUCCUCUGGGAACCCAUUCACAUCACACGGCUCUUCGGGCCCAUACCCUAUGCAUUCUUCGACGAGUCCCAGAUUGCCACCCGUUCAGUCGGGUGGAUACUUUAGUGAAGGUCCAGCGCAUUCUGGAUCUGCACCAGGUUCUGGGUACGCAACGCCUCAGUGA
Molecule: messenger RNA, 2538 nt
Organism: Coprinopsis cinerea okayama7#130
Lineage: Eukaryota; Fungi; Basidiomycota; Agaricomycetes; Agaricales; Psathyrellaceae
Exons: 7
Coding region: 1-2538 (845 amino acids)
Biological process (GO): regulation of DNA-templated transcription
Molecular function (GO): protein binding; DNA binding
Source: RefSeq, a predicted model, not a curated record